CAAGCAGUGGGAGAGCUGUGCGUAAGCUAGGGCUAGCUAGGAAAUCGCGGAUGCGCGAUGGAAGGGAUGCGCAAGAGGGUCAUGGCGCUGGCCGUGGCGGCGCGAGAUCUCAGCAGCGGCAGCACUGCCGUGCAGCAGCCGUCGCCCGGCAAGCGCCCCAAUCCAGCGCAGCGGGCAUUCGCACAGCUCGCGGAUUGCCUCGAGGGCCUGGCGCUGUUCCUGUCGCGGCUUGCCGACAGUGGCGAAAUCCAGGCACAGCAGCUCGAGGAGGAGCUGAGCAGUGAGGAGAAUCUCCUCCAGGGUUACAAGGGCCGAUCAUCGCUCUAUCUCCUCAUGUGUAGCCCCAAGAUCAUGGCGGAGCUUCAAGAAUCGGGGAAGAGGCUGCGGCGGGGAAUCGAGGCACUGGGCGGGACGGCGAAGGUGGAUAGCUCGCUGUUGGAGCUGCUUAGCGAGGGAUUUCGCCCCACCGGCGACGACGAAGCGCUCAUCGAUUCGCUCGAGGAGGGCAUGCUCGACACAAUCGUGAUCGACACGGCGCUGUGCCGGAGGCUGGCGCGGCAGAUCGCCGAGGGCGUGGGGAUGGAGAUGACUAGCCAGGGAUUCGUCGACGAGGUGGAGAAGCUGUGGUGCGAGCGAUCGGCCGCGGAGGCGCGCGGCGGGAAGGUCCACGCUCUCUAUCUGGAGCAGUUCUUGCUGGUUCUCGACCGGGCUCUUCGAUCUUCCAGGGGGGAUGCCAUCGAGGGCGACGAGGAUUGCGAGCGAGAACAGGCCAAGCGGAUGAAGCAGCUCAUGGCGUCGCUCUCGAUCAGCGGCAGGGACGCGCCAAUGCUGCCCUUGCAGCCAUUCAUCUGCCCGAUCACUCGCGACGUGAUGCGCGACCCCGUCCAGAUCGCCUCGGGGCAGACGUACGAGCGCGAGGCGAUCGAGCGAUGGUUUGCCGAGGGGAACACGCGAUGCCCGGUGAUGGGCGAGGAGCUCCCCACCACGCAGAUGAAAUCCAACUUCGCGCUAAAGCAGUCCAUUGCCGAGUGGAGGGAGAGGAACUUCGAGGCCCGGCUCCACUGUGCCGCGCGGUGCCUUCUCGGAGAGCCGCGCUGUUCCGACACAGACGUGCGGACCAUGCGGGACGUCCGCGCGGUGUGUGAGGAGGAGCCGCUCAACAAAUACAAAGUUGGCACCAUUGGGCUGAUUGGACCGAUGGUGAAGCUUCUGCAUGACGCGCGGGAUGCCGUGAUUCUACGCAAGGAGGCCCUGGCGGCGCUCGCGGUGCUUGCUCGGGACAACGUGGAAAACCAGGAAUCAAUGGUGAAGGCCGGUAUAGUUGAGCAGCUGGUUUUUAGCCUCACUCGGCAAAAGGAAGACUUGGGAGAAGCUGUGUUGGUGAUGAAGAUCUUGUCGGAGAAUCCCAGCACCGCGGAGCUGAUCAGCCACGCACAAGGUGCGGUGGUGUUUCUGGUAACUUUACUCGGCUGCGAGGACGAGGACGUGAACUCGAACGUGACGGCCAUCCUGGAGAAUGUCCCAAGCAGCGAUGAAAAUGUUGUGAUAAUGGCCGAGGCCAAUCUCAUGCGGCCUUUGGCAAACAGGCUCGUUGAAGGAUCCAUGGAAUCGAGAAUUCUCAUGGCAAACGCGCUCGCUGCCAUGCACUUGCCAGACUCGAGCAAAACGUCACUUGCAACGGAGGACGUGCUGGUGUCGCUGCUGAAAAUGAUCGAAAGCUUCCGGCGAGAAGAAAACGAAGCAGCUCUAGGUGCUCUCCAAAACCUCACAUCCGUGCCUGGCAUCGCCGAGACAGUCCUCACUUUGCACGGCUUCAGGCUGAUGGAACACAAACUCACCUCUGUCAAGUCCGUGGAGGAGAUAAAAGUUGGCGCUGCCCGGAUACUGGCCGAUCUCUCUAAGAUCGCUGGUGAUGCCUGGAGCGACGAAGACGAAGCCACAAUGAACCAGCUCGAGAUCUACAUCUACGAGUUCUUGCAAUUCAUGGGCUCGCCCACGGCUGCUGGCGUCCAAAGUCACGUCUUGAGCACUCUCCUCGGCUUGGCCAACGGGAAGAACAUCGGAGGCUUUACGAGAGCAAAGCUCUGCGAGCACAGGGCGCUGCAAACACUUCUUCCGCUCCUCAAGAACCCGGCUACGUCGACUCCGGGCAGCGCGGCUUCGAAAACUCCAGCUAUGGUGGUGGAAGUAAGGCGGCACGCAAUGGAGCUGUUUUGCCUGCUGAGCAAGGAAUCCAGCCAGGAAGCGUCCGCGGCGAUGCGAGAGGAGCCCGGGAUCAUAGCCGAGCUCGUGAAGAACCUGUCCGAGGACCCGGAGAGAACGUCCAUGCUGGGGAUCAUCGCGAGCAUGGAGGGGAAUGGAGUCGUGAGGAGCGCUCUGGAUCAUCACCACCAAGAUGGAGACAAGGGGCUACUUCACGUAGUGGCGGCGCUGGUGAUGGACGCCUCCCAGGACGCUGCGACGACCGAGGCGGCGGUGGGCAUCGUUCUAAAGUUCGCGAAGCUUGGGGUGGAGACGCAGAAGAAGCUGGCCGAGGCGGGGAUGAUCGAGCGGCUGGUGCAGCUGCUGGAGCCCGGGAGGAGCAUGCUCACGCGGCGGCGUGCCGCGCGGUGCCUGGCAGAGUUCUCGUCGAGCAGCUGGAGCUUGAGCGAGAGCCGCAGCAAGCAAAAGCGGCGAAAACAGGACGAGUCGUGCAGGAGCGUCGUGUACCUGUGCCUGCCGUGGCUGGCGCCGCGCGGACCGAGCCGGUGCUGCCGGGUCCACGGCGGCGAGUGUACCGCGCGGCACACCUUCUGCCUCGUGGAAGCCGACGCGGUGGUGCCGCUGGUGGCGCUGCUCAAGGACGCGGUCAAGGCGGACGCCGCCGAUACCGCCGGCGGCGCCGCAGCGGCACUGGCGGCACUGGCGACGCUGACGGGCGUACUGGACGAGGAUACCGCCGACGGCACCUCGGAGGCUUAUCCGGCUGGUACAGUCGAGGGCUGCCACGCCAUCGACAAAGCCAAGGGGCUGAGCGCCGUGAUAGCGGCGGUGAGUAGCGGCGGGCGUGACGCCCAGCGGUACGCGCUGGCCAUCGUGGAGCGGCUGUUCAGUCACCCCGACUACUGCGCGCAGUAUGGCCCAUCCGCUCAAAUGCACGUCAUCUACGCUGCUCAAACGGCCGAUCCAAAGACGCGGAGAGCCGCCGGGCUGAUCUUGCGGCGGCUGGAGCUCAUCCAUAGCCAGUCCAAUUACUUCGGAGCAUCGCACGGGCUUUAGUGCGCCGGGAUGGGAGAGCUCUUGCGCGCUCUGCCGCUCCACCACGGUUUUGGAUCGACAAUUGCGCAGCCCAGGAUCGUGGGCGCUCCGGAAAGAGGUAGAGUUCUACUCCAAGGUAGUUCGUCGAGAAGAAGACGACGACUAGUGACCAUCAAAGCCAGCGGCAGCGAUCAAGAUCAAGACCAUCUCCAGGGAUCGUUACCUCCAGAGCUCCGCGAGAGAUGGGAGGCCUCUCGCGGCAAGCUCAUGGAGCUGGGCCUCUCGAUCGAAGACGCGGAUAGAGUGAUCGGGAAGUCGUCGGGGCACCUCAAAUCGCCAUACUGGGGGGAGGGGAAGGAGAAAUCCGUCCCGGCUGUGGAGGAGGUGGCCGGGAAAGUGGAGUAUCUCAUGAGCCUGGGGCUGUCGGACGCGGAGGUCUCGGGUUUGAUGAAGAAGUUCCCCGAGAUCCUGGGAUGCAAGCUCGAGGAGGAGAUCCAGGGCAACGUCGGGGUGUUGGAUGUUACGUGGGGGAUCAGCGGGAGGACGCUGAAAAGCCUGGUGCUUCGCAAGCCACAAGUUUUGGGCUACAAUGUGGACUGCAAGGGGGAUUGCAUGGCGGAAUGUACCAGAUGCUGGGCGAGAUUCUAAGAAAAAUCCAGCGAUUCUAUCAUGGCUGUAAUACUAUGUAUAUAAAUUGUUUACGAAGAUUAUAGUGGUUCUUU
Molecule: messenger RNA, 3959 nt
Organism: Selaginella moellendorffii
Lineage: Eukaryota; Viridiplantae; Streptophyta; Lycopodiopsida; Selaginellales; Selaginellaceae
Product: U-box domain-containing protein 43
Exons: 5
Coding region: 58-3258 (1066 amino acids)
Biological process (GO): protein ubiquitination
Molecular function (GO): ubiquitin-protein transferase activity; protein binding
Source: RefSeq, a predicted model, not a curated record